AAAGAAAAGGGAAAGGGAAAAAAAGAGGUUUACCUGCAGCUGCUGCGAACUGUCAAUCCGUGCUGUCCCCAUUUUAGGAGCGAAAGCAAAGAUGGAGGCAGCAAUUAAAACCGUGGGCUCAGAGGACAAUGAGGCAGUAAAAAACAUGCGUCAACAGCUUGACAACAACGAGGAUGGGAAGGUCAGCUUCCAGGAGUAUAUGAAUCUGAUUGGCUAUCUGGCGCAGGCUGUCAGCGAACAGCGUUCUUUGGAAAAAGAAACACAACCAGAGAGUUCAACCCAGGAGACGCAGGCUGAGGCGGCAGCCAAUGCACAGGCAGAGCCGGCAGCCAAUGCACAGGCAGAGCCGCUGAAGGCAGAGCCACAGGCGGCAAAGGAGGUGGAGAAAGAAGACGAGCCAGUGAUUGAGGAGGCAGCGGCCGAAGAGCAGAAGCCAGAGGAAGAGAAAAAAACAGAUGUGGAACAGGAAGGGGCGAAAGUUGAAGAGAAUAAAGCUGAAGAGAAGAAUAAAACAGAGGAAGCAUCGUAGGAGCUCGAGGAAGUGGAGAUUGUCGCAUCUCAAAUGCUUCUGUGUUUGUUUUGUUCGUCAUUUUCAUUAUUGUGAUAUUUGAAUACAUAUAUAUGAAACCUGGCCAAUACACUACAAUUUUUUUUUUACUGCAAAGAGCCGUAACCCUCUCAUUACAGUUUUUUUUUUUUUUUUACAAUGCUAGGACACAUUUCUCAAUACUUUUCAAAACUCUUCACACUGUUCUCCUUACCAACUUUCAGCUUGGCACCUCCAAAAUGCACUAAAAACACCAAAACACUUAAUAUCAUUACACCAGUUAAGGUUGUCGCCCAACAAACACCCUUUAGGGCUUUUCACACUUGAAAUAGUUAACCCUGAAUCAUUCUGUAAGCGUUCUUAUUUGCAGUGUCAUUUAAUGAAUGAAUGAACACAGAACGCAACCUGAUUACACAACAGCUCUAGCAUUAGGCAACCUCGUAUUGCAGACUGUACAUUUUCUGAAUGGACUUUUCAGUGGACUAUAAAAGUAAAAAUAAAACAGUCUCUUCUUCACUCCAAUUUACGGGUUUUCCGUCACCAUUUGACAAUUUCCCCCUUAAACGUUGAAACGACAUGUUACGCACGUCGUAUCCAAAGCACAAGAAUACGAGGUACGACACGAUCGCUAACCGUUUCGUUUCACACGGUACACGUUUGCCACAUAGUGCUAGCGGUUUAUAACACCAGGUUAAAAGUAGCGCAAACCCUCAUAUAUUACAAGUGUGAAAUGCACCAUUACCCAGGGUUAAAAACACGAUAUAAAACGACGUUAACCCGAGGUUAAUCGCAGUGUGAAAAGCCCUUUUGUCACUCAUAAAACAACGACCUAGAAACCAACAAGAGAUGUAGCAUUUUUUCUGUUUUCCUAUGUAAAAUUACUUUACAAACAAGAAUGACACCUCUUUACUGUUUAGAAUUCACUGCAGUAGCCUAUUACAUGGUCCAUGUUAACAUUGCAGUAUAAAAUUAUAAGUUUUGUAGACGAAUAAAAUGAAAGACUAACACCUGUUUAGGUGUUUAGCUAGGCUACCUAAUUGUUUUGAUAGUAUCUAAUAUAUUUGGAAUAUAUUUAAAUAUAAUAUUACUGUAGAAGUGUAGCAAAUUGCUGUCUUUCUGUUUUGUAUUAUGUCAAGUUUUGAACUCAAGUUCAAAAGUUUUGAAAAAAAAGUAUGUAAAUGUGCAAAUUGACCUUUAGGUACAUUUAAUUUUGGUGGUGGUUGUGUUUGCGUGAGAAAGUAGUUAAUGUAAUAUGAGAGAUGUUUAGUCAUUAAAUGCAUUUUGUGCCAAAGCAAUGGAAAAUGAUUGCAGUUUAGUCCACAUAGACUGCUGUCAUUUACAAUGUGAAGAAAAAGUGAACUAUUGAGAAAUGGGUCCUAGCAAUUGUAAAAAACUGUAAUACUAAUUUCUGUUUGUAUGCACAUCAGUUCAUGCCUGUGAUUUAUUAUGUACUAAUAGUGUAUAGAAAUUGGCAAUAGCCGCAAAUGUGACAAAUGGCCAAAGAGGUGCAAUAACUAAUCACUAUGUCCUUUUGUUUGAGCCAGAUUUGUUGUAAGGGUACUGCAACCACUGUGUCCCCUCCAAUAUCUCUACAAAUCAUCCAUGAAUGAAGAACAGACACCGUUUUUUAUAGCAUAAAUGUUGAAAAAGACGCAUAAUUUUUAAGUGUCCAUUAUGUUUACUUUUUGUUUGUGCCACCUCCUAAGGACAGGGUUACUUAGUCGACUCUGGUGCUAGUCGUAAAUGUACUAUGUAUUUUCCAGUAUUGCAGAAGCAUAAAAAGAGCAAAAUUUUCACCUCUCUUUUGUUUGAUGAAAUGCCAAUCUGCAGGAAAUUAACAUACUGCAUCACCAUUUAAAUGUGGGACUUGCAUUUGUGGCGCACAUGGGAACACUAUGCAGUCCACAUACUUUGUUGUUCACAUUUCUGGGCCUUGUUUGCAUGAGAAUAAACAAAUUUGCUUUUGAAUAAUGCAGUUUUAUGGCAUGCUUUCUGGCUUGUUUACUUGGAUCUAACUCUCUCUGACACCCUGCAUUAGCUGGUCUUUCUUUUAGACUUUCACAUGCUGUCCAUCUUAGUGCUUUGUCUCAAGAGCUGGAAUAUCAGAUGCUUAGUGUGCUUAUGAUAGCUGACGCUCAAUAAUUAAAUGCCUUUGGGAUGGAAUCCACACCAGGGGACCCUUGUGGCCCCGCAGGAGCCCCAAGUCAUCCCAAAGUAUCAGUUCACUAUAAGGCAGUUAGGCCCCAAAGACCUUUACAUUCACAUAGGCAUUCAUUCCCUUAAACUUAACUAUAUUUGCCUGCAUAUAUUUAGGUGUAUUUUGUUUGUUCUUUUUGUAAUGUUUUGAUCUCUUAAGUGUGUGUGGAGUGUUUUAAUAGCUUUGUUAAAUUUUAAGUCUCUUAAAGACCAUAUUUACAGC
Messenger RNA from Sinocyclocheilus anshuiensis, 2966 nucleotides. Its product is annotated as nucleolar protein 9-like. Gene Ontology annotation, molecular function: calcium ion binding. Bases 92 to 529 code for a protein of 145 amino acids. The record is from RefSeq and is a predicted model, not a curated record. The transcript has 3 exons. NCBI's taxonomy places the organism in Eukaryota, Metazoa, Chordata, Actinopteri, Cypriniformes, Cyprinidae.